Cucurbitaria berberidis CBS 394.84 is the source of this 1244-nucleotide messenger RNA. RefSeq names its product alpha/beta-hydrolase. The record is from RefSeq and is a predicted model, not a curated record. The transcript has a single exon. NCBI's taxonomy places the organism in Eukaryota, Fungi, Ascomycota, Dothideomycetes, Pleosporales, Cucurbitariaceae. The coding region runs from base 48 to 926 and encodes 292 amino acids.
CCAGGAGGUAAAUAAUAUUGCUACCUCUGAACAUUCAAUCGCAUGCCAUGCCGUUAGAGCGCGACCGCGAAGGCCGAACCUAUGUCGUGCACCCCAACAACCAACGCACUCACUAUAUCUGCAACGACUUCACGGAUCACUGGAAACCUCGAGAGACGAUUCUGAUACAGCACGGCUUUGGGAGACAUGCCGAAUUCUGGGAUCAUUGGAUUCCCGCUCUGUCACGAAAGUAUCGAGUAAUUAGACGAGAUCUUCGAGGUCAUGGGCACUCCAGCUAUCCAUCACCAGCAGAAAAAAGCAGGUAUGAAUACACGUUAGAUACGAUACUCGGGGAGAUAGUCGACACACUCGAUCAGCUUGGGGUUGAGAAAGUCCAUUUCCUCGGCGAAUCGACCGGCGGAAUGCUGGGCGAGGCACUUGCGGCGAAACAUCCUGAGAAGUUGCUGAGCUUGACAGUGUGCUCAACACCGACGCAUCUUCCUCCAACAGCGCUAAAGCUCUUCGCUUUCAAUAAGAAGAAUUGGGCGACCGCAUGUCGAGAACUCGGCUCGAGAGGCUGGGCGGAAGCGCUUUCCCGCAUUCCGGGAACAAUCCCUAUUUCAGAUCCUGAAUAUCUUACUUGGUACUUGAGCCAGAUCGCAAUCAGCGAUGGCGAAGGGCUGGCGCAAUAUGCAGAAUUCUUGAGUACGCUUGAUGCGCGGCCAUUUCUUGACAAGAUUAAGAUUCCAACGUUCAUCCUGGCGCCGACACAAAGUGCUGCGGUGACAGUCGAGGGGCAGAAGAAACUAGAAGAGAGCAUCGCAGGGAGCAGGCUUGUGUUUGUUGAAGGAGGCGGGCAUGAAAUUUACGUCACGCAGGCCGAAAAGUGCCAGGAAUAUUUUCUUGAGUUUUUGGGCUCACUGAGCUCUGUCCGUAGCGUAAAUUGACCGGUUGACCUAGGACUAUGCGUUCCGCUGACGAAGUCUUGCUCGUCGAGCGUGUCUUUGCUCGCCGCUUUGAGCAUCCCAUGUCGUGCCAACCGUCCUCGUAUUUGCUUUCUUGAUUUGCGAGCGGUUGACGCUUGGAGAAAACCGCGGGAGUUUGAAAAAUCGCGACUCGAAACACUUGUAGCAUCUACGUACAAAUUCGAAAGCUGGGUUGCGCCGAUGAGCGCGUAGAUGAGAGGUGUGGCGUCUUCUUCCAGGUGGUGAUGUCUAAGGCUAAUGUGUUGACCAACGAGCGCGUCGCGCCACCACGCUAGCACG